Messenger RNA from Sebastes umbrosus (honeycomb rockfish), 1086 nucleotides. It is a transcript of the gene iah1, whose product is annotated as isoamyl acetate hydrolyzing esterase 1 (putative). The record is from RefSeq and is a predicted model, not a curated record. Lineage: Eukaryota; Metazoa; Chordata; Actinopteri; Perciformes; Sebastidae. The coding region runs from base 153 to 890 and encodes 245 amino acids. Gene Ontology annotation, molecular function: hydrolase activity, acting on ester bonds. The transcript has 6 exons.
GAAGAAGAAGAAGACGAAUAAUAAUAAUAAUAAGAAGAAGAACAGGAAGAACUGAAGGAAGAAGAAGCGUCCAUGUGUUCUAACUCUAACAUUAAAACUUAGAAGAGAAGUAGAAAGUUUGGUCUUUGUUUUGGUUUUAUCAGCCAGUUAUCAUGCCUAACUUCAAAACAGUAGUUUGGCCUAAAGUGAUUUUAUUUGGGGACUCCAUCACACAGUUUUCAUUUCAAGCCAGUGGUUUUGGUGCAGAAAUUGCAGACAAACUAGCAAGGAAGUGUGAUGUAGUAAACAGAGGAUUCUCUGGCUACAACUCCAGAUGGGCUAAGAUAGUUCUUCCUCGCCUCAUCAACAACAGCCCAAACUCAGCAGACAACAACAACAACAUAGCUGCUGUCACUGUCUUCUUUGGAGCCAACGACUGUUCACUGGAAGAUAAAAACCCCCAACAGCACGUCCCUCUGCAGGAGUACGCCGAGAACCUGAAGGAGAUCACCAGCUAUCUGGCUUCAGCUGGAGUGUCAGCAGGCAAAGUUAUCUUCAUCACCCCUCCACCUCUUAAUGAGCGUGCCUGGGAGAAGGAGUGCAUUUUGAAAGGAUGUCCUCUCAAUCGUUUCAACUCUUCAGCGGGGCAGUAUGCGCAGGCGUGUGUCCAGGCUGCCAGUCAGUGUGGUGCAGAUGUCCUGGACCUCUGGACGCUGAUGCAGAAAGAUGGAGUGGACUACUCAGUCUAUCUGUCUGACGGGCUGCAUCUCUCACAGAAGGGAAACCAGUUUGUGGCUCAGCACCUGUGGGGGCUGUUGGAGAGUCGUGUGGCCGACCUGCCCUUCAUCCUUCCUUACUGGGGAGACGUUGACACCAAGAGUCCCGAGAGCAGUCUACUCUGUGACCAGUGAAGGAGAGAGCUUUGGAAAAUAUCUUCAAGAUCUUACGGAGCUGGAUAUUCUGGGGAGAUCAACAGCUACCAGCACUCCCUUUUUAUGCACUUAUUGGAAAUUUCCAGGUGAACUGAGAGCCUGACACUGGACUGCAUUCCUGCUAUGAAACAAUAAAGAAGCUGUGAUUUGGUUUUUGCCAGUAUGUCAAAUGCGA